AUGUCCGUGCACCUGGAGAACGACGCCCGCUGGGAGACCAGCCUCCUCGGGCUCCUCUACCGCCAGUUCUUCUAUCGCCCCAAGCCCAUCAAAGCAGACCUCUCCGGCCAGACAGCCAUCAUCACCGGGGCAAACAUAGGCCUGGGCUUUGAGACAAGCCGCCAGCUCCUAGGGCUAGGGCUCUCCCGCCUCAUCCUCGCCGUGCGCUCGCAGGCAAAGGGCAACGCGGCGGCCGCGAAGUUGCGCAAUGAGAACCCGGCCGCAAAGAUCGAGGUCUGGCUGCUGGACAUGAGCUCAUACGCCUCCAUCCACGCGUUCGUCAAGCGGUGUGUUGGAGACGAGCUACAGCGGCUGGACAUAGCGAUCCUUAACGCCGGCGUGCAGAGUUCAAAGCUCACCAAAAACGAGCAGACGGGGUACGAGACGACGUUCCAGGUGAACUACCUGUCAACAGCUCUUCUCUCCAUCUUGUUAUUACCGGUUCUGUGGGAAAAGAGAGCGCCGGGUAAGCCAGGGAGGCUCAGUGUCAUCGGCUCGGAUACGCAGUACUGGGCGAGCGUCGAUCCCGCUGGUGGGCCGAUCCUGCCACGGCUCGCUAACCCGGCCAAGUACGACACCAUGGACCAGUACUCGGCGACCAAGUUCCUCCUCGUAGGAUUCAUCUCGAAGCUGGCUGAGAAUAUCAACCCGGACGGGGUGAUUGUGAAUACGGUGAACCCUGGCUUGACGGCCAGUACCGACAUAGGUAGGGACACGCAGGUGUCACUGCCCUUCCGGAUCUUCGUGGGGAUCACGGGGCGGAGCUUGGAAUGGGGCGCGGAUACCUACGUCGAUGGGGUCGUUGUGCAAGGAAGGGAGAGCCAUGGGUCAUUUGUCAGUGACUGGACCAUCAAGCCGUUUCCUGCGAUUUACUACACUGCAGAGGGUAUUGAGUUUAGGAAUCGACUCUGGGAGGAAACUAUGGAGGAGCUUAACUUUGUGGGGGUAUCCAGCAUUGUUUCCAAGCUGGCACAGUCAAAGUCGUGA
Molecule: messenger RNA, 1026 nt
Organism: Diaporthe citri
Lineage: Eukaryota; Fungi; Ascomycota; Sordariomycetes; Diaporthales; Diaporthaceae
Exons: 1
Coding region: 1-1026 (341 amino acids)
Source: RefSeq, a predicted model, not a curated record